Penaeus monodon (black tiger shrimp) is the source of this 1397-nucleotide messenger RNA. RefSeq names its product glutamate receptor-like. The transcript is spliced from 10 exons. The record is from RefSeq and is a predicted model, not a curated record. Gene Ontology annotation, cellular component: membrane. NCBI's taxonomy places the organism in Eukaryota, Metazoa, Arthropoda, Malacostraca, Decapoda, Penaeidae. Bases 1 to 1266 code for a protein of 421 amino acids. Gene Ontology annotation, molecular function: glutamate-gated receptor activity.
AUGAGGAUGACGACGCCACCACCCGUGGCUGAUACGCCUGAACUUCAGCAAAUGUCAGUCACCCGAAAGGAGAAAGCCGUGGCCCUUGUCGAAAUCAGGGAUAGGAGAGUGUCCUUUGAGUCAAACCGGGGAAUUUCCUUCUCUGAUUUCACUCAGGGAACAUCCGUCCUUACAAUCAGGGAAUCGGAUUGGGAUCCUUGGGUCAAAUGGGCGGAAAAUAAGCCUCCUUCAACGGCCACGGGCGUCAUGAGAACCGUCAUGGACAUCUUCGCCGAGAAAUUAGGAUUCUGUUACGUAGUGGACACGCCGUCUGAUGUGCACUUGGGGAUGCCCCUGGGGAACGGGUCAUUCACGGGCAUCCUUGGGGAACUGAAUCGAUGGGAGGCAGACCUCUCCAUGAUUCCCCUGUCGGUCAACCAAGUCCGAGCGGAGGCCGUAGACUUCAGCGAGUCCCUCUACGUCGACCAGCACAACCUCUUCUACAAGCGCCCGAAAGCCGAGGCGGAUGUCGUCGGCUUCCUCAGGCCCUUCUCCCUCGCGGUGUCCGUGCCAUGGGAGCCACGCAACGUGCCCGUGCGGAUGGUGGCGGGUAUAUGGCUCCUGGCGACCCUCAUCAUUGGCACUGUGUACCGCUCCAACCUCAAGGCCAUGCUCAUCCUGCCGAAGGUCGCCGUCCCGUUCGACACCUUCGAGGAGUUCGCCGAGGUGGAUCUUCCUGGUCUUAUCCUCCGGGGAAGUAUAAUAGACGCUGCGACGAAGUUUGCGGAACCGAACUCAACCUUAGGGAAGAUUAGAAUGAAGUCGGACACAGACCAUGAUGUCGCUCGGUCUCUGCUGAAGGUGUUCAAAGGCGAGGUAGCGGGUAUAGCUUCCGUGUCAGGCAUCACUGCUAUUAAUCAUUAUGACUUCACGACCAACGGAUACUGCCAGCUGGCGAUUACACGAAGCGGGAUCUUCAGCACCUCCAUCGCUCUGGGCUUUCCGAAGGGAUCUCCUCUAAAGCCAAAGAUCGACUUUGUAAUUCGCGGUCUGAAGGAGUUCGGAAUCCUGCAGCACCUGUUCGAGCGAGAGAUUCCCAACGGCACCAUCUGUCUCAAGCCUCCGGCCUCCACCUCGUCCUCUUCGGUAGAACUGCGGCCUCUUGAACUCGGCGACUUCUACGGCAUAUUCUCCCUUUACUCAGGAGGUAUGGCGAUCGCAACGCUGGUCUUCGUGAUGGAACACCUUGUGAAGAGGCUGGCAGGUCGCUCGUCUCGGGAAGUGUAGCCUGCCGGUGAACCUUUCCUGAGUAGACGAACCACAAGGCAUGGUAUAUUUAGCAAUAUAAUUUAGUAUACCUUAUCUAUCCCUUAGCUUUUAUUUCAUACAUUUAUUUUCAUGACACAAAGCGAACCAUU